Molecule: messenger RNA, 864 nt
Organism: Closterium sp. Yama58-4
Lineage: Eukaryota; Viridiplantae; Streptophyta; Zygnematophyceae; Desmidiales; Closteriaceae
Source: the annotation of a GenBank genome assembly
AUGUGGCGCGUGUGCGAGUGUGAAGCACCGUGCUUCAAUCUAUCCCCGCCCGUCGCUCUAGCUUCCCCCACCCGUCGCCCUCGCUUCCCCCGUCCAUCGCCCUCGCUUCCCCCUCCCGUCGCCCUCGCCUUCCCCCUCCCGUCGCCCCCCCUUCCCCCUCCCGUCGCCCUCGCUUCCCCCGCCCCCCUCCCGUCGCCCUCGCUUCCCCCUCCCGUCGCCCUCGCUUCCCCCUCCCGUCGCCCUCGCUUUCCCCUCCCGUCGCCCUCGCUUUCCCCCUCCCGUCGCCCCCGCUUUCCCCCUCUCAUCCCCCUCCCAUCCCGCUCCCAUCCCCCUCCCAUCCCCCUCCCAUCCCGCUCCCAUCCCCCUCUCAUCCCCCUCCCAUCCCGCUCCCAUCCCGCUCCCAUCCCCCUCCCAUCCCCCUCCCAUCCCCCUCCCAUCCCGCUCCCAUCCCCCUCCCAUCCCCCUCCCAUACCCCUCCCAUCCCGCUCCCAUCCCCCUCCCAUCCCCCUUCCAUCCCCCUCCCAUCCCUCUCCCAUCCCCCUCCCAUCCCCCUCCCAUCCCCCUCCCAUCCCCCUCCCAUCCCCCUCCCAUCCCCCUCCCAUACCCCUCCCAUCCCGCUCCCACCCCCCUCCCAUCCCCCUCCCAUCCCCCUCCCAUCCCCCUCCCAUCCCCCUCCCAUCCCGCUCCCAUCCCCCUCCCAUCCCGCUCCCAUCCCCCUCCCAUCCUCCUCCCAUCCCCCUCCCCCCCCUCCCACCCCCCUCCCAUCCCCCUCCCACCCCCAUCCCAUCCCGCUCCCAUCCCCCUCCCAUCCCCCUCCCAUCCCUCUCUGUCAAGAUAGUAGCUAGAGGUGAGGAGCCAUGCUAG